ACCGAGAUCGCCCCGCCCCCUGGUCGGUCCCCCACUUCCGCUCCUGCGCACUGGGGCUCGAGCGGACCGCGCUGUCUGGAGGACAUGGCUACUUCCCGCUUACCCCCAGCGACGCUAACGCUAAAGCAGUUCAUGAGAAGGCAACAAGUUCUCCUUCUCUACAGAAGGAUUUUGCAAGCAAUCCGGCAAGUUCCAAAUGAUUCUGAUCGCCAAUACCUGAAGGACUGGGCAAGAGAAGAAUUCAAAAGAAACAAGAGUGCCACCGAAGAGGAUACAAUCCGGAUGAUGAUUACUCAAGGCAAUAUGCAGCUCAAGGAGUUAGAAAAAACACUUGCUUUAGCCAAAUCUUAACUAUAGCAUU
This is a messenger RNA of Diceros bicornis minor, 361 nucleotides long. RefSeq names its product LYR motif containing 2 (gene LYRM2). The transcript is spliced from 3 exons. NCBI's taxonomy places the organism in Eukaryota, Metazoa, Chordata, Mammalia, Perissodactyla, Rhinocerotidae. Gene Ontology annotation, cellular component: mitochondrion. Bases 85 to 351 code for a protein of 88 amino acids. The record is from RefSeq and is a predicted model, not a curated record.